Messenger RNA from Diospyros lotus (date-plum), 1030 nucleotides. RefSeq lists its product as uncharacterized. The transcript is spliced from 4 exons. The record is from RefSeq and is a predicted model, not a curated record. Bases 172 to 738 code for a protein of 188 amino acids. Lineage: Eukaryota; Viridiplantae; Streptophyta; Magnoliopsida; Ericales; Ebenaceae.
GAGAGUGACAAUUGACACCCAUGCGUGGUGGUUGCAAUUCCAACUUUGCCUUUUCAAGUCUGGCAUGCCGCUUAUAUCACACGUUCCAUUCCGAUUCCAAUAUCCUCAUGCCUUGGCUCAAUCGUCAAGUUAAUCCAAUCCCACCUCACACUUCUCACCACCAAAACUUCAAUGGCGGAAUCCACAUCAGGUCAAGAUGCAAAGGCGCCUAAUCUGCUUGAAAGAACGAAGGAAGAGAUUGAAGCGACACUCCACGCAAAGAAAUUGCAUCACCAUCGCAAGGAAAGUCGCGUAGACAUCGACGAGAAUACCCCAAUCGAGGACGUGAAAGGUCCCAAUGUGUUUGAGAGGGUGCAGGAAGAGAUUGAGGCAAUUGUUCAAACUAUUCAUCCGAAGAAAGAAGCAAAGAAUCAUGGCCCUCCUUUGAGCGAAUCUGAGAAAAGGCAGCAUGGAACUCUAAAGGCAGAGUCAAAGCCAGAGAACCCAGAUUCCGUUUCUCAAGAAAGGGAUGCAAAGUCACGCAAUCUAAUAGAAAGAGCUAAGGAAGAACUUGAUGCGAUGAUGCACAAGAAGAAGCCGCCUCACCGCCAUCACAAAGAAACUCAUGGAAUGAGUAAUGACAUUGAUGAGCACACUGCAAUAAGUGAAAUUAAAGGCCCAAAUGCGUUUGAAAGAGCAAAAGAAGAAAUUGAGGCCCUUGUUGAAACCAUUCAUAGAAAGAAGGAAUCCCGCAAAUGAUGUUUCUUCAUCAAGCCAGGAAGUUGGAAUCCUAUGCUCUCCCUGGUGGCACAAGGAAGUAGAUUGAUGCAAGUAAGCUUUCUGAGUUUGAAUUACCUUAACCUCCUACUUUUGAAAAUUGUUGAUUGUGUGAAAUCGUGCAUAGAAAACAUGUACAAAAGAAGUUCUAUUAGAAGAAUGUGAUAAAAGAAUCUCAUGGGCCAAACGGUGAGUGUUUUAAUUUAUGAAAUGGAUGAGGCACAAAUAGUCACUUUAUUCUUCAUAAAUAUUUUAUGAGAAUUUUUUUGGCGCU